CCCCUCUCAUAUUACAAAACACAAUUACUAAUAAAACUUCAUUUCUCAAUUACAACAUAAAUCCUUACAAAAAUACAUUCUUAAUAACCAAAAGAAGAAAAAUGGCUUUAUCCAUGAAGCACUCUUCCAUUAUUCUUUUCUUUGCUUCCACCCUUUUCCUCCAAGUCGCAUUAGGGGAAAUCACAUGUGAAAACUUGCCAACAAAUGUUUGUUCAUUUUCAAUCUCAUCAUCUGGAAAGAGAUGUUUAUUGGAGAAUUCAGCAACCGAAGAUGGAAAAUUGGAAUAUCAAUGCAAGACCUCAGAAGUUGUUGUUGCAAACAUUGCAGAGUAUGUUGAAACAGAUGAAUGUAUUAACUCAUGCGGUGUAGACAGAAAUUCUGUUGGCAUUUCUUCCGAUUCUUUACUUGAACCACAAUUCACUGCAAAACUCUGUUCUCCUUCAUGUUAUCGCAAUUGCCCUAACGUUGUUGAUCUCUACUUCAAUUUAGCUGCUGGAGAAGGAGUAUAUUUGCCAGAUUUGUGCAGCAAACAGAGGAGCAGCCCACACCGCGCAAUGAUUGAGUUAUUGAGCAGUGGAGCUGCUGCUGCUACUGAUGCUUCUGCUCCGAUUUCUUCUGAAGAUAUUAUUGUUGGUGCUCCUGAUAUUUCCCCUGCUUCUUUCUAAUUUAAUAUCAUUCUAAAAGUUCAUUUUUUUAUGGGAAUUUGUUCAUGAAAAGAGAGAGGAGAUAUUGUUACUUAUAUUUAUUAAGAUUGUAGUAUAGUAAGAAAUGGGAUUUUUUGAUCUCUUUGUUGAUUCAUUUUUACAUACGAAAUUGUUGUUGUGAGAGAAUCUGUUUUACCAGUUUUUCUUCUGCUGAGACUUCAAUAAAAUGUUUUUUCUUUUUUUGCA
Solanum lycopersicum (tomato) is the source of this 890-nucleotide messenger RNA. RefSeq lists its product as uncharacterized. Lineage: Eukaryota; Viridiplantae; Streptophyta; Magnoliopsida; Solanales; Solanaceae. The record is from RefSeq and is a predicted model, not a curated record.